Coregonus sp. 'balchen' is the source of this 485-nucleotide messenger RNA. The record is from the annotation of a GenBank genome assembly. NCBI's taxonomy places the organism in Eukaryota, Metazoa, Chordata, Actinopteri, Salmoniformes, Salmonidae.
AUGGCCUCACUCCUCGCCAUAAAAUAUUCUGGUGAUUCCCAGCCCUCGGGGUCAUUUCUGAGCCAACUCCACCAGGACCUCAAUGACCCAAUGGGUCUGGGCGCAUUCAACAUCAAGGAGAGGGAGAGGCCAGGUGGAGAAGACCAAGACCAGGGAGCAGUUCUGGGCUCAGUUCAGAGGAGGUAAAAACAUUUGUUUUUAAAUGCUGUUGGAUAAACUAAAAUAAACAGCUAUUAAUCACUUAUUUUCUGUUUUGUGCUGUAAUUAGGUCAUGGAUCCAUAUCUUGUUGGCCUCCAAGACAGCCUAGACCGGAGGUUCCAAUACCUGGAGAUUCUGGGGGCCUUCAGUGUGUUGGGACCUCAGGCUGCGUUCUCUAGUGAGAGGAUGAACACCUUUAACCUGACCAUCCUCUCCAGGCAGUUCUUGCAAGCGCCAGAGGCUGCUGUGCCGCAAGAGUGACCCUCUUACAAGCAACAUGUGCUAG